AAACCCCACUCUCUACAUUCUCAUUCAUCACCGAAUACACACAAAACCACUGUGAAAACUCUCUCUCUCUCUCACUCUCUCUUUCUUAUCUCAUUCUCUUUUGUUUGGUUGUUCUGAGUUUCGGAUAUGGGUGUGACGCUCCUACCAGAUCUCGGCACCGAGAUUCUGAUUCCGGCCUGCGCGGUCGUCGGAAUCGCUUUCUCGCUCAUCCAGUGGCUGAUCGUCUCGAAAGUCAAGGUCACUCCCUCGUCGGAGCACGCUUCUGCCAACAACGGCGCCGGAAAGAAUGGCUUCGCCGACCACCUCAUCGAAGAAGAGGAAGGACUCAACGACCACAGCAUCGUUCUCAAGUGCGCCGAAAUCCAAACCGCUAUCUCUGAAGGAGCAACCUCCUUUCUAUUUACCGAAUAUCAGUACGUUGGUGUUUUUAUGGCGGCUUUUGCUGUAUUAAUAUUCCUCUUCCUUGGCUCUGUGGAGGGUUUCAGCACCAAAAAUCAGCCUUGCACAUAUGACGAAACCAAGACUUGCAAGCCUGCUCUUGCAACUGCUCUCUUCAGUACCAUAUCAUUUGUGCUUGGUGCUGUCACUUCAGUUGUUUCUGGCUUCCUUGGAAUGAAAAUUGCUACCUAUGCAAAUGCCAGAACCACAUUGGAGGCAAGAAAGGGUGUUGGGAAGGCAUUUAUCACUGCAUUUAGAUCUGGUGCAGUCAUGGGCUUUCUCCUUGCUGCGAAUGGUCUCUUGGUGCUUUUCAUUGCCAUCAAUCUCUUUAAGAUGUAUUAUGGUGAUGAUUGGGGAGGUCUUUUUGAGUCUAUCACUGGUUAUGGUCUUGGUGGAUCUUCCAUGGCUCUCUUUGGAAGAGUUGGUGGGGGUAUCUAUACUAAAGCUGCUGAUGUUGGUGCUGAUCUUGUUGGCAAGAUUGAAAGGGACAUUCCAGAGGAUGAUCCAAGAAAUCCAGCUGUCAUAGCUGAUAAUGUUGGUGAUAAUGUUGGGGAUAUAGCUGGCAUGGGAUCUGAUCUAUUUGGCUCAUAUGCUGAGUCUUCCUGUGCUGCCCUUGUUGUAGCUUCCAUCUCCUCCUUUGGGAUCAAUCAUGAGUUCACUCCGAUGUUAUAUCCUCUUAUUGUCAGUUCUGUGGGUAUCAUUGUUUGUUUGAUUACCACCUUAUUUGCAACUGAUUUCUUUGAAAUCAAGGUUGUGAAAGAAAUUGAGCCAGCAUUGAAGAGGCAACUCAUCAUUUCAACCAUUCUGAUGACUGUUGGAGUUGCAGUUAUUAGUUGGGUUGCUCUCCCAUCUUCCUUCACUAUCUUCAACUUUGGAACUCAGAAAGUUGUCCAUAAUUGGCAGCUGUUCUUAUGUGUUGCUGUUGGUUUGUGGGCUGGGCUUAUUAUUGGAUUUGUAACUGAGUAUUAUACUAGCAAUGCAUACAGCCCUGUACAAGACGUCGCUGACUCUUGCCGUACUGGAGCUGCUACUAAUGUCAUUUUUGGCCUUGCAUUGGGCUACAAAUCAGUCAUUAUUCCUAUCUUUGCCAUUGCUAUUAGUAUUUUUGUUAGUUUCAGCUUUGCUGCUAUGUAUGGUAUUGCGAUGUCUGCUCUUGGAAUGCUGAGCACAAUAGCUACUGGAUUGGCAAUUGAUGCUUAUGGUCCCAUCAGUGACAAUGCUGGAGGCAUUGCUGAGAUGGCUGGCAUGAGCCACAGAAUCCGAGAGAGAACUGAUGCUCUUGAUGCUGCUGGAAACACCACUGCUGCUAUUGGAAAGGGUUUUGCAAUUGGUUCUGCUGCCCUUGUGUCCCUGGCGCUCUUUGGUGCAUUUGUGAGCCGUGCAGGAAUCUCAACAGUUGAUGUCUUGACUCCAAAAGUGUUUAUUGGACUGAUUGUGGGAGCGAUGCUUCCUUACUGGUUCUCUGCCAUGACAAUGAAGAGUGUGGGAAGUGCAGCUCUAAAGAUGGUUGAGGAAGUCCGCAGACAGUUCAACACCAUCCCAGGUCUCAUGGAGGGCACUGCCAAGCCUGACUAUGCUACCUGUGUUAAAAUCUCCACUGAUGCUUCAAUUAAAGAGAUGAUCCCACCCGGUGCCCUUGUCAUGCUCACACCACUUAUUGUUGGUAUCUUUUUUGGUGUGGAAACUCUCUCUGGUGUACUUGCUGGAGCCCUUGUUUCUGGUGUACAGAUAGCAAUCUCUGCGUCCAACACUGGUGGUGCUUGGGAUAAUGCCAAGAAGUAUAUUGAGGCUGGUGUUUCAGAGCAUGCGAAGUCCCUUGGUCCAAAAGGAUCUGAUCCACACAAGGCAGCUGUUAUUGGUGACACCAUCGGGGAUCCACUCAAAGAUACAUCUGGACCAUCACUUAACAUUCUUAUCAAGCUAAUGGCCGUUGAGUCACUUGUGUUUGCUCCCUUCUUUGCUACACAUGGUGGCCUGCUCUUCAAGUUCCUCAAAUCUCAGAAGUCAGAACCUCAAAACUCAAACCCAUCUCUCACCACAAUGCUCUCUCUCUCCUCUCUCCACCCCAACUCUUCACCACCACAACUCAACAACCCUUCGCUCUCCUCCUCCUCCUCCUCACUUUCUCUCUCUUCUUCACCUUCUCUCAAACCCACCACCACCGCCACAACCCCCAAAACCCUCCAUCUCCGCCGCAAACCUCUCCGGAUCCGAGCCUUAGACGCGGCGCAGCCCUACGACUACGAAACAAAGCUCGCUAUAACCCAUUUCCACACCACUCACCACCUCAAAAUCGGAAUCGUUGGCUUCGGCAACUUCGGCCAGUUCCUAGCCAAAACCCUCGUCUCCCAAGGCCACACCGUUCUCGCUCACUCUCGCUCUGACCACUCCCACGCCGCCAAAUCUCUCGGCGUUUCCUUCUUCUCCGACCCAAAUGACCUCUGUGAAGAACACCCAGAAGUCAUUCUCCUCUGCACUUCCAUAAUCUCCACCGAGCGCGUCCUCGCUUCUCUCCCUCUUCAAAGACUCAAACGCAGCACUCUGUUCGUCGAUGUUCUCUCUGUCAAAGAGUUCCCAAAGAGUCUUCUUCUGGAUAUCUUACCUCCUUAUUUCGAUGUCAUUUGUUGCCACCCAAUGUUCGGUCCCCAAAGUGCUAAGCAGACAUGGGAUGGUCUUUUCUUUGUGUACGAGAAAGCUCGGAUUACCAAUGAGGAUUCGAGGAUUUCACGGUGUGAUAAGUUUCUCAAUGUUUUUGCGAGAGAAGGGUGUGAAAUGGUGGAGAUGAGCUGUGCAGAGCAUGAUAAGUACGCGGCGGGUUCGCAGUUUAUUACUCACACGGUUGGGAGGGUGUUGGAGAUGUUGAACUUGGAGUCUACGCCGAUUAACACAAAAGGGUAUGAGACUUUGUUGAAUUUGGUGGAGAUCACGGCUGAAGAUAGCUUUGAUUUGUACUACGGCUUGUUUAUGUACAAUAAGAGUGCCAUGGAGAUGUUGGAGAGGUUGGAUUUGGCUUUCGAGGCUUUGAGGAGUGAGCUUUUUGGUCGGUUGCAUGGUGUGGUCAGGAACCAGUUGUUUGAUAAGGCACAGAAGGCGAAGAGUUCCUUGUUUAAUGGCAAUGGCGCCUGCCACAACUGGACUCAGAAUGGUGCUGCAUUGCAAUCUACUUCAUUGGCUACGAGGUCUCAGGAUGUCACUCAACCCUAUGAGUACAAAGGUCAGAUCUCCCAACCUAUUGAUGAUAGCUCAAAGCUAAAAGUUGCAAUAGUUGGAUUUGGAAACUUCGGACAGUUCCUUGCGAAGACGAUUGUACGCCAAGGACACACAGUUUUGGCUUAUUCUAGAUCAAACUACUCUGAUGCGGCUCAAGAAUUAGGUGUUUCUUACUUCUCUGAUGCAGACGAUCUUUGUGAAGAACAUCCUGAAGUGAUUCUCCUUUGUACUUCCAUUCUUUCGACAGAGCAAGUUCUCAAGUCAUUGCCACUUCAGAGAUUGAAGAGAAGUACUUUGUUUGUUGAUGUACUUUCUGUGAAAGAAUUUCCAAGAAGUUUGUUUCUUCAAUAUCUGCCAUCAUAUUUUGAUGUUCUCUGCACGCAUCCAAUGUUUGGACCCGAGAGUGGUAAAAAUGGAUGGAAUGGUCUUCCUUUUGUUUACGAUAAGGUUAGGGUUGGAAGUGAUGAAUCAAGAGUGUCACGGUGUGACAGGUUUCUUGAUAUUUUUGCACGAGAAGGGUGCCGGAUGGUGGAAAUGUCUUGUGCAGAACAUGAUUGGCAUGCAGCAGGGUCACAGUUCAUUACCCACACGAUGGGAAGGGUUUUGGAAAAGUUUGGGUUGGAGUCUACGCCAAUUAACACAAGAGGCUAUGAGACUUUGUUGAAUUUGGUGGAGAAUACUGCUGGGGAUAGCUUUGAUCUUUACUAUGGCUUGUUCAUGUACAAUGCAAAUGCUAUGGAGCAACUAGAGCGGUUGGAUCAUUCUUUUGAAUCAUUGAAGAAGCAGCUAUUUGGGCGUUUGCAUGGGGUUCUUCGGAAGCAGCUUUUUGGGACUGCAGAGAAGUUCCAAGUUUCAAGGGAAAAACCCAUGUUGCCAAAGCUUUCUCAAAGCAGUGCUGCACUGCCAUCUUCUUCAGAUACUCUUCAUGUCCAAAACAACUAAGUUCAAUGUUCCAGCCUUGGUGGCCUAUAAGGCUGUAAAGUCAAGGUAGACAUGGCCCUUGAGGGAGCAGAAUGGCAAAAAGCUAUUGGCUUAUCCAUGUUUUGAUUAGUUGAGUUGGUUAUCGCAUUUUUGCCCCAAGUCUUGAUUAGUUGGUUCACUGGAGGAUUUUUUGGCGACUCCUCCAUUUAGUUUCCAACUAAUUGCUGUUUGUUGUAUCAUUUAUUAGAGUAAUUAUAAUGGGUAAUUUAGAAAAGUGGAGUGAUCCUUUGACACGUUUCUUGUUCCCAUUUUGUGAGCUCUUGACUGUGAAGAAAUUCUUAUUCUUUGUCCUGGUUAGUUCAAUAAUUUUAUUUCCAACAGAGAUGUCUGAAUUGAAGUCCCCUUUCCCUAUUGUUGUAAUUAUUGAAUUAUCAGAAAAUGAUAAUAAUAAAUAAAGAGUUUGUGGAUAAA
Messenger RNA from Quercus robur (English oak), 5040 nucleotides. Its product is annotated as pyrophosphate-energized vacuolar membrane proton pump-like. Gene Ontology annotation, molecular function: prephenate dehydrogenase (NADP+) activity; diphosphate hydrolysis-driven proton transmembrane transporter activity; inorganic diphosphate phosphatase activity. Lineage: Eukaryota; Viridiplantae; Streptophyta; Magnoliopsida; Fagales; Fagaceae. The transcript is spliced from 10 exons. Gene Ontology annotation, biological process: L-tyrosine biosynthetic process; proton transmembrane transport. Gene Ontology annotation, cellular component: membrane. Bases 127 to 4590 code for a protein of 1487 amino acids. The record is from RefSeq and is a predicted model, not a curated record.